Molecule: messenger RNA, 1417 nt
Organism: Onthophagus taurus
Lineage: Eukaryota; Metazoa; Arthropoda; Insecta; Coleoptera; Scarabaeidae
Product: lysosomal aspartic protease
Biological process (GO): proteolysis; cell death
Cellular component (GO): lysosome
Molecular function (GO): aspartic-type endopeptidase activity
Source: RefSeq, a predicted model, not a curated record
UUAAAGAACGUCAAAACACAUGAUAAGCAAUAUAUUUAAUCUCUUCUUGUGAGUAACAUUGUUGAUAAAACCACUCGAAUUUAUCGUACAUAAACCUAUUGCGUUUGAAUCAUCGACAAGGAAACAUCUAAAAUGUUUCGCUUAACAUUUCUCCUUUGUUCUCUUUUAAUCGUUGCUAAUUGCGCACUUUUAAGGGUGCCUCUUAUCAAAACGAAAUCAGCAAGAAGAACACUUCAAGAAGUUGGAACUGAAGUAAAACAAGUUCAAUUAAGAUAUGGGGGGCCCACACCGGAACCUUUAUCUAAUUAUCUCGAUGCUCAAUAUUAUGGUCCAAUAACGAUUGGUACACCACCUCAAAGCUUUAAAGUUGUCUUUGAUACUGGUUCAUCUAAUUUAUGGGUACCCUCAAAACAGUGUCAUUUCACUAAUAUAGCUUGUUUGUUGCAUAACAAGUAUGACUCGAAGAAAUCUAAUUCUUAUAAAAAAAAUGGGACAGAAUUCGCCAUUCAAUACGGAUCUGGAAGUUUAAGUGGAUUUUUAUCCACAGAUGUUGUUAAUGUUGGUGGGUUAAAUAUAAAAGAUCAAACUUUCGCCGAAGCAAUGAAUGAACCUGGUUUAGCUUUUGUAGCUGCGAAAUUCGAUGGGAUUUUAGGCUUAGCCUAUGAUCGUAUUUCUGUUGAUGGAGUUCCACCCGUUUUUUAUAAAAUGAUUGAGCAAAAACUAAUUGAUGAUCCAAUUUUUUCAUUCUAUUUAAAUAGAGAUGCCUCUGCUAAAGAAGGUGGUGAAAUAAUAUUUGGUGGUUCUGAUCCAAAUUAUUACACUGGAGAUUUUACAUAUCUCCCAGUUGAUCGCCAAGCUUAUUGGCAAUUUAAAAUGGAUGGUGUGCAAGUUGGAGAAAAGAAAUUUUGCCAAAAUAGUUGUGAGGCAAUCGCAGAUACCGGAACUAGUCUUGUUGCUGGACCUGUUGAUGAAAUAACAAAUAUUAACAAAGCAAUAGGGGCCACUCCAAUUGCAGCUGGGGAAUACAUGGUCGAUUGCAGUUUAAUUCCUGAUCUUCCAAAGAUUACUUUCACUUUACUUGGAAAACCAUUCGAGUUGGAAGGAAAAGAUUAUGUUUUAAGGGUUAGCCAAUUUGGAAAAACAAUUUGUCUUUCGGGAUUUAUGGGAAUCGAUAUCCCACCACCAAAUGGGCCAUUAUGGAUCCUUGGCGAUGUUUUCAUCGGAAAAUUUUACACCGAAUUCGAUUUAGGAAAUAAUAGAGUGGGUUUUGCUACUGCUGUUUAAACAUAUAAUUAACCAAACAAUUUGAGAUGUUUAGAAAUUUAUAAUUUUUGUGUUCCUUUUUAUUAGUUACCAUGACUGUUACUCUCGAAUUAUCUUUAAAUUUAAGGAAAAUUAAUAAAAUCAAAAACUAAUA